Messenger RNA from Capronia epimyces CBS 606.96, 786 nucleotides. RefSeq lists its product as uncharacterized. The transcript is spliced from 2 exons. The record is from RefSeq and is a predicted model, not a curated record. NCBI's taxonomy places the organism in Eukaryota, Fungi, Ascomycota, Eurotiomycetes, Chaetothyriales, Herpotrichiellaceae. Bases 1 to 786 code for a protein of 261 amino acids.
AUGCCCACCUUCUACACGUACCAAAAUCCCAAUCCCUCAGCGUUGAACGAUUCCAACCAAGGGCAUUGGGAAGACCCUACCGACUGGCCGCGUACAUUCCUCUACGUUUCUGCUCACGAAGGCGCACAGGGAAUCCAUCCACCAGCACCCGUCUAUCAAUCGAAUCAGCCUUCUCAACAAGCAAUGUACUACUUCGCCGGUAGCUCCACAGCUCCAGCAGGCUAUUAUGUCAACGGACUCUACUAUGGAACACAACCUCCCUCUGCAGCAACUGGUUGGCCAUAUACCUCCUCUUCAUACACUUGUUACACUCUGCCCUCUACCCCUACUUCAACCACUCCUUGCAAUCUCAACUACAUGUACGGCUACUCACCAUACAGUACAGCACCACAAGCAAUGCCAUACCCAGCUGCAUCACCAUGGAGCCAAGGCUCAGGGCCCGCUCAAGCUGCCGCCGCCGUAGCCGCCAAUCUCGCGCUUGCACAGAUGCCAAAUGCACCGGCCUACUUUGUCGGAGCGACCGCCGCAGACAUUCAAGCCCAGAACGCCGUCAUGUACGCCAAUCUUGCUGCAGCUCAGCAACAGCAGCAGCAGCAGCAGCAACAACAACCAAGUCAACUCGCGCCCUACAAGCCAGGAGCAAGUCCACAGUUUUGGUGCAAGGAGUUGGAUGGUAGCUGGACGCUGAGGGAGUACAACGAUGCCGUGAAGGGCGAUUUUCCUGCAGGACACUGGGAGAGACAUGCUACCAGUGGAUACCACUACUACGUUCGCCACGCCAGCUGA